This is a messenger RNA of Tachysurus vachellii, 1174 nucleotides long. RefSeq names its product forkhead box protein M1-like. The transcript is spliced from 5 exons. Gene Ontology annotation, molecular function: sequence-specific DNA binding; DNA-binding transcription factor activity. The coding region runs from base 1 to 1137 and encodes 378 amino acids. The record is from RefSeq and is a predicted model, not a curated record. Lineage: Eukaryota; Metazoa; Chordata; Actinopteri; Siluriformes; Bagridae. Gene Ontology annotation, biological process: regulation of DNA-templated transcription; G2/M transition of mitotic cell cycle.
AUGGAAGAUGAAAUGGAAGAGGAGCCAUUGAAAGGUCCUGAGGGUGCUAUUCUUGAUAUAACUAUCAACAGUAUUGAGACAGGGGAUUGGCUGGCAGUGGUGUAUGAUGAUCACUGGUGGUUAGGAAAGUCCAUUGAUGUAGAUAUAGAACACCAAGACUUUGCAAUCAACAGCAAGAAAAAUAAGAUGAUGGAUAACUGGAUUGAAAACCAUUUCCCUUACUUCAGAAAUGUAGCUAAACCUGGCUGGAAGAACUCCAUUCGCCAUAACCUUUCCUUGAACGACAUGUUCAUCAGAGAGAGCACACCAGACGGCAAGAUCUCCUACUGGACCAUUAAACCUGAAGCAAACCGCGGUCUGACAUUAGACCAGAUGUACAAGCCUGCCGUUGAUCCAGCGGCCUCCUCUUUCCCACAAGCCAUGCAAGUCUGUUACCAACAAAAUGUCCCCAAGAGUGAAUCCAGUGUGGUGGUGAUGUCUGCCCCGGUUGCUGAAGUAGAGGAAGAACGUGUGUGUAUACCAUUCAGUGAACCCUGCAACAGCGAACAGAAAGAGAUACUCAGAAAGAGAUACGAGAGAAUCUCACGUCGGAAGCAGCGUCUAGUCCCACUUUCCAACGAGGAGCCUGUUCUGCUCUUCGAUUCCAGCUUGGUCUCCACCUUUCAGGAAAUGGAGUGUGAUCUGGAGCCCCGGCAAGACUUGCAGUUGCAAAGCGAAACCUUUAAAACACCUGACAAAGGGAGCCACCCGUUUUCCUCCACACCCAGCAAUUCACCGGAGCCGUGGAAGAGCACGCCGCUGGAUAAAGGGAACCGCAGCGUUCUGGAUUUCAGCCCGAUCAGAACACCGCCGCAGAGGCACGAGCACAGCGAGUUGAGCUUCUGCAGCACGCCUUUCAGAGACCUGCCACUGUUCGGUUCCCCCCGUGAGCUGCUCGCUUCCUGUUCCCACGAGCAGCAAACGGAAUCUAGCAACCACUCGCUCACCGAGGACUUUGUACUGGACACCAUGAACGACAGCCUGAGUAACAUCUUAAUGGACAUCAGCUUCUCUGGGCUGGAGGAUGACGACCUGGACAUGGCCAACCUCAGCUGGUCACAGUUUAUUCCUGAGCUAAAAUUAGAUGUAUCACUUUAAAAAAAACUCUAUUCAUGCUGCUCACAUGCUUUUUUAA